Messenger RNA from Monopterus albus (swamp eel), 780 nucleotides. Its product is annotated as dual specificity protein phosphatase 18-like. Gene Ontology annotation, molecular function: protein tyrosine phosphatase activity; MAP kinase tyrosine/serine/threonine phosphatase activity. The transcript has a single exon. Gene Ontology annotation, biological process: peptidyl-tyrosine dephosphorylation. The record is from RefSeq and is a predicted model, not a curated record. Gene Ontology annotation, cellular component: cytoplasm. Lineage: Eukaryota; Metazoa; Chordata; Actinopteri; Synbranchiformes; Synbranchidae. Bases 142 to 780 code for a protein of 212 amino acids.
GCUACUUUCCUUACUGAGGCGCUGGCAACACUGUACAAUUGGCAGUCGACUGGAUGUCUGUCCUCAUGAAUAUAGUAUAAACCGGCUACUAGCAACAACAUUGUGACGCAGCUUAAGACCCGCGGUAAAUUCAGGCCGUUUAUGCAUCGGUCAGUAGCAGGUCUCUGUGGCCUGUGCCGGAUCACCGAUCAUCUCUAUCUCAGUAAUGGCAGGGCGGCUAACGAUUCGUCCCUUGUGACUCGGUAUGAGAUAACCUGCAUCAUCAACGUUACGGAGACCAAGAACAGCUGCCUUUCUCCCGGGUUGGACUACAUCCACAUUCCCGCGUCUGACUCCCCGUUGUCUCCUCUCAGUGAUCACUUUGACGAUGUGGCAGAUAAGAUUCUUCUCGUUGCAGAGGGCGGAGGCCGCACACUGGUGCACUGUAACGCCGGGGUGAGCCGCUCAGCAGCCCUGUGCAUGGCCUACCUGGUGAAGCACCACGGCGUGACUCUGCUGGAGGCUCACAGAUGGGUGAAGACCUGUCGACCCAUGGUGAGGCCGAAUAACGGCUUCUGGAAGCAGCUCAUCCGGUAUGAGAUGGAGCUCCGUGGGUGCGCCUCGGUCCGAAUGGUCUCCACCUCCAUGGGAGAGAUACCAGACAUUUAUGAAGAGGAAGCCAGGAAUAUGAUGCCACUGCAGUGUGUACUACUUGGCCGCCCAUGUACAGUGGAAAUAAUAAAAUACAGGUUGGACAUGGAAAGAAACAAAGGUUUAUUUUCUUUCCUCAUCGUUUCUUAA